UGUGUGUGGGGGUGUAUGUGUAUGUGUGUGUGCGUGUGUGUGUGUGUGUGUGUGCGCGCGUUGACGUCCUUGUCAGUGUGAGUUACUGUAGCCUAUCAAUCACCCAUCAUGUGUCAGGUAUGGAUAUGUUGUUUACACGGAGUUAGUUACAUGUUACAUAUAAGGAAGUGGUUAACAGGUAAUUUUCGAUACAAUUUUUUUCACAGUUCGAUACAAGAUUUUCACAGUUUUCAACACAUAUGAUUUGUGCUGAUGCGAACAACGUGCUAUUUUGCCAAGGUUUAUUAGCUCGAACGAGGAAAUGCUCCUUUGGUCUUUUUUCUCUUGCUUCUAUUCGUGAUCAUUAUAUAUAUAUGGAUAGAAAGUGCUGACCUCUGGUGUGACAACAGAAGGCGAUGAACAACCCGGCAUUCCACCAAGAGCAGAACGACGGGUCUCCGCAACAAGUGUGCGCGCGUGUUAAACCGCUGGCUAUGGACGACGAUAACGAUGACGACGAGAACAAGGAACGCGGUAACUGGAGCGGCAACUUAGAUUUCUUCCUGUCUUGUCUCGGCUAUGCCGUUGGUCUUGGUAGCGUGUGGAGAUUCCCCUACCUCUGCUACCGGAAUGGAGGAGGGGCUUUCUUAAUACCCUACGUCAUUAUGAUGAUCUUCGUGGGACUGCCGCUGCUAUACCUGGAACUGUCUCUCGGACAGUUUGCAAGCCUUGGACCGGUUGGCUUGUUCGGAAAUAUAUCACCUGUGUUUCAAGGUAUGGGGUAUGCCAUGACAAUGAUAUCGGUGUUGACGCCACUCUACUACACCGUCCUCGUUGCGUGGACACUCUAUUACCUGUUUGCAUCCUGCCAGAAGGUUCUACCGUGGUCAGGAUGCAAUAACGAUUGGAACACCGACUGUAAGCUGGCAUCUUAA
This is a messenger RNA of Priapulus caudatus, 914 nucleotides long. RefSeq names its product sodium- and chloride-dependent glycine transporter 2-like. Lineage: Eukaryota; Metazoa; Priapulida; Priapulimorpha; Priapulimorphida; Priapulidae. Gene Ontology annotation, cellular component: membrane. Gene Ontology annotation, biological process: sodium ion transmembrane transport. The coding region runs from base 396 to 914 and encodes 172 amino acids. The transcript has 4 exons. The record is from RefSeq and is a predicted model, not a curated record.